CUAAAAAUAUCAUUUAAUCAUACAUAAAAAUCAAGAAAUAUUCAUAUUUAAAGAGCUUAUGUAAGCUUUGUGAAAAUUUGAACAUAUAAGCAAAAAAGUAAAAACUCAUAGCAGCUUGAAACUUGAAGAAGAUCUCAACAAUGUCUAUACCAACAAGGAGGCUACAUGGGAAGGUGGCUAUCAUAACGGGAGCUGCCAACGGCAUCGGUGAAGAGACGGCAAGGGUGUUUGCAGCCAAUGGUGCUUUUGUUGUUGUAGCCGACAUCGACGACGAACUAGGGCAGCAAGUGGUUGCAUCCAUUGGCAUUGACCAAGCCAGCUUUUGUCACUGUGAUGUGAGAGACGAGAAGCAAGUUGAAGAAAUGGUGAGCUACACCGUCCAAAAGCAUGGCCGCCUUGACAUUCUUGUCAGCAAUGCUGGCAUCGCGGGCGCUUCCUCCUCAAUUCUUGAGCUUGACAUGUCCAACUUUGACAACGUAAUUUCGACUAACGUCCGUGGAGUGGUUGCGACGAUCAAGCAUGCUGCACGGGCAAUGGUGAAGCAAAAUAUACGAGGGUCGAUCAUUUGUGUGGCGAGCACGGCAGCGCAAAUUGCCGUGAAUUUAUCGUAUAUGUCAUACACAAGCUCAAAACAUGCAGUAUUGGGGGUGGUGAGGUCGAGUUGCGGGGAGCUCGGGGCAUACGGGAUUAGGGUGAACUGCGUUUCGCCACAUGGGGUGGCGACACCGAUGACUAUUCGAGGUUUGAACUUGGAAGCGACUGAGUUUGAAGAGAUUGUUUGUUCAAAGGCAAGCUUGAAGGGUGUGGUGUUGAAGGCUAGCCAUAUAGCUGAGGCUGCUCUGUUUCUUGCAUCCGAUGAAUCAGUUUAUAUAAGUGGUCAAGACUUGGUUGUCGAUGGAGGCUACACGGCGGUCAAAGCAUUACUGUGAUGUCCCUCUUUUAUUGUAUGAUUUCAACUGAUAAUGUAUUUUUUAGAACAUUUUUAGCUUUGAGAUUAGCAUGUUUAAUUUGAGAUUAAAUAAAACUUAAUCGUUCCAUAAUGAUCAUUAUGAAAA
Molecule: messenger RNA, 1055 nt
Organism: Benincasa hispida (wax gourd)
Lineage: Eukaryota; Viridiplantae; Streptophyta; Magnoliopsida; Cucurbitales; Cucurbitaceae
Product: short-chain dehydrogenase reductase 3b-like
Source: RefSeq, a predicted model, not a curated record